Molecule: messenger RNA, 968 nt
Organism: Drosophila mauritiana
Lineage: Eukaryota; Metazoa; Arthropoda; Insecta; Diptera; Drosophilidae
Exons: 3
Coding region: 69-737 (222 amino acids)
Source: RefSeq, a predicted model, not a curated record
UUACAAGGUCUAAACAAUUGUUCGCGUUCCAACCGAAAUUCCAAAUUAAGAACGUAUCUUUAGGAACAAUGGCCUCACCUAGUCGAAAUUCCCAACGAUCCCUGCUUAACGCGGGCCUUCAAUUGUUUACAACAAAGCUGAGCAGGACCCAGCACACGCUUCCGCUGAAUGAUUUCGGUGUAUCCGGCCUGCAUGGUGUGGAGUUCCAUCAUCAGAAUACUGCACCGACCAGGAUAUCCCAGCGGCUGGCGGAUGUCCAGAAGCGCACCCAAUUGCUGGAGGAGCUGAACCGCCAGCUCAAGGAUUUGGCGCUGGAUAAAACUGAGCUCUUCGAGUCACGAGCUGCAAUGCUGUGCUCCCGAGCCUUCGACAUCAGUCAGGAACUGAUCGUAACCAGAAUGAGGAUCAACGACGUGGAGAACGCCUGCACUCAACUUCGAAGGUAUUGUAAUUACCGCAGUCGUCUAGUUCGGCUAUCUAGUCUGUUCUUCUACAGUCGCAUCCUGGACCUAAAGCUGCGACGCAUCCAGCGUCGCCGGCUUCUCUGCCACGAGAUAGAAAAACUGCAAGGGGCGCUGGAACACCAGGUGCCCUCGAUCCUUAUGCAUGUCUGGCAUAGACUUUGCUUUCUAUGGAACUGUGUGGACUGCCUGGCGCUUGUGUCCUGCCGGGCCCGUCCCGUCUUCGAGGCAGAGAGCAAAAUGGAUGCCCUUAAUGUAUUCGUGGCGGGCUUUUGACAUGUUCCGCGUUGUCCUGGCCUUUUAGUAUUUUUAACACUGGUUAUCGAGCACCGCCGGGUAAUCGACAGCAAUUGGCUAGCCGAGUCGGGCAAAUGUUACUUUAAACCAUUGUAAAUCACUUAUAGUACACACUGGAGUGUGGAAUAUAGUCAUCGAACUAUUUUAUUACAUGUUUAACUGAUAUUAAUUCUGCGAUUAUUUUUUUUUUCGUGCAUAAUAUCGUAAAGC